Molecule: messenger RNA, 3678 nt
Organism: Osmia bicornis bicornis
Lineage: Eukaryota; Metazoa; Arthropoda; Insecta; Hymenoptera; Megachilidae
Product: zinc finger protein 2 homolog
Exons: 2
Coding region: 530-1582 (350 amino acids)
Biological process (GO): regulation of transcription by RNA polymerase II
Molecular function (GO): DNA-binding transcription factor activity; RNA polymerase II cis-regulatory region sequence-specific DNA binding
Source: RefSeq, a predicted model, not a curated record
GAAAUAGAAUGAUUUGAAUUCGAAUGGAGAAAAAUGAUCGAUUAUAUGUGCAUAAUAUCAAAUAAAUGAAUAAAGUUUUGAGAAAAGAUCGAUCCAAUCAGGGGUUUUCGAUGUCCGGUGUCGAUCGUAAUAGAGCGUAAUAUUCGCGGCUUAAGAAAGAUAGCCAAUUAGAAAAGUUGGCGAGUAUCGUCGGUCGGUACUUAGGUACGUGUGUUUGUAGGAGUAUAUAUAGGUGACGGUCGCGAAAUAUAGUAGCAGCCAUCUUAUAUUUUGUGUCGGAGAAAAACAAUUUGGCCGUACAAAUGUUUCGCGAUUGUCCGUGAAGCCGCUCGAGAACGGGAGGCGUGCGCUCGAUGAGGCGUGACGUUUUUCGACCCUAGCUCGGACCACUACAUUAGCAAAGGUGGAUUGGUACGCAGGAUAUGAGCAGCUUGUCAAGCGCAACCUGACUCUGCUCCCCCAAGAAGAAGCAGUGCAACAGCAAGAGCCGCAAUCACAACAGCUGGCUCAGCCGCAACAGACUGAUAUAAUGACGUCCAUGUUUGAACAACAAAUCAAAAGCGAACCCAUGGGGUUCUAUUCUGUUGCUUCAAGCCGCUCGGAUGGUUCAAAUUCAAUGGUGAAUCUGUCUGAUGAUCGGGAAGACCUGUCUCAACAAGAGGAUCCUCUGUCGACCCAGCAGCAAACGACUCUACAGUUAACCCAACAACAGGGUCAGCAACAAAUACAACAGAAUCAACAACAGACGCAACAGAGUCAACAGCAGCAGAGUCAGACUGUGCAACAAGAAGUUCCAAGCCGCCAGUCAACGGGUCAACAGACAGUUAAAGAAGGUUCCCGGUCAAAACCACAACCUUGUAAGGUAUGCGGCAAGGUGCUAUCCUCUGCUUCGUCUUAUUAUGUACAUAUGAAACUUCACUCGGGCAACAAACCAUAUCAUUGUACUGUAUGCGAAGCAAGUUUUUGUCGGAAGCCAUACUUGGAAGUGCACAUGAGGACGCACACGGGAGAACGACCUUUCCAAUGUGAGCUGUGCUUGAAGAGGUUUACUCAGAAGAGUAGUCUUAAUACUCACAAACGGGUACACACAGGAGAAAGACCGUACGCCUGCGAUAUUUGUCAGAAACGUUUUGCAGUAAAAAGCUACGUGACGGCCCACCGUUGGAGUCACGUUGCUGAAAAACCAUUGGUGUGCGACAGAUGUUCGCUAACGUUCACGUCCAAGAGUCAAUUCGCAAUACACAUCCGUACCCAUACGGCGAGUACCACGUACGAGUGCAACAUUUGCGGGCGUACGUUCGUACGCGACAGUUAUCUGAUACGGCAUCAGAAUCGAGUACACCGUGAUAUGAAUCAAAGCAGUACAAAUCACAAUCCGGCUACGCCGCAGAGUACCGGUGACGGUACACAAGGUACAGGCUUCGAGAGCCCAGUUUGUGAUUUACGCUACAGCGAAGGACCUUCUUCGUUGGAUGGAUUAGCUGGCUCUAAAGGAGGGAUUGCAGCUGAAAUCGCAAGUUUAGCCAAGCAAAAUAAUCUUCAACUUCCUCUACCACUGUUACAUCCGCAGACAACCAACUAGUGUUUAGACGGCAGCGUGUCCGACUCCCUACCGCAACACCAGUCACCGCAGCAAGUAGUAUGUCCCACCUCGGCGUCAUCGCCAUUCACACUUAAUUCACCUGUGUCUCACGAGCACACCACACCGCAGAGUGUCUACCAAACUACGGGCUCAUCCAGUUCGCUGGAUAGCCUAAGCUCCCAACUCUAUCCGCAAAUAUCAUCAUCCCCUAUAGAAUCAUCGGAGUCGCAUCAUCAGUCUCAUCAACUGCAUCGCGGCAUACAUCCGCCAGGGCUUCAUCCUGCACUAUAUUUAUACGCUCAGUACUCGAAUACGAGUUCCCCGAUCUCGUACCCCGAAUAUAUUCAACGCAACAAUUGAAUAAAAGUCAGUUUAUGCCAGCAAUCACGAUAUUUACCACGAACGGAGUGGACGGAUCGGCCGCGACACGAGGCGCUACCAAACCACGGACUCUUCGAUCGCGUGUCAUUUAAUGGUGCUGGUUAAACAAAGUGCCUAAAAUAAGCAUCCGGCUUUCUGGAUCGUCACGGAUGCUUAAUUACGAUCGUGGAUUAAUAUUAACGCUAAAACAAUUUUUACGCACCUACAUUGUUUCGACUCUUACUGUCUUUUAAUUUUAUUUUUUUUAUUUUUACUUCUAUUUUAACGAAAAUCAAGUGGAUCAAUUGUAAAUUGAUGACCGUUUUUUGCACCGUGUCUUACUGACACAGUCUUGGAUCCAUCUAAUGGAUACCACGUUGACGAAGCGUAUUUUAACGAGAAUUAAAUAGCACCGUUCGAAGGGACUUUUCCUCGUUUUUAAUGAAAACCGUUCUGUCGUGGUACAUCGAUGUUAGCAUAAACUAAUGCGUAAACAUGUUUCUACACUAGUUUUUCCAAGUUUCCGCACUUCUUGAUUUUACCUAUUUUCAUUUUUCCAAUCACAUCUGCGAGUACAUAUACAUAUAUAUAUUAUCUAUGUGUGUAUAUAUAUUAUGCGCGAGAAACCAUUACACAUACACAUAUUUAUAUUAUAUUUUUAAAGGAGUUUAGUCACUUGGAUCUGUGAUAUAGAUAGUAAUUAUUAUCUACAAUGUUUAAAACUAUUGGUUUUACUAUUUUGAUGGAUAUCAAAGCGAGGAAACAAAAAGAAAAGAAAAAAAAAAUAAGAUGAAUAAUAGGAAAGAAAGAAAGAAAAGCAAUGUCACGGAGCGAUGUAGCUAUCAGAAUUUAAACGGACAUUGGUCUCUACCGAAGGUGUUUGGUAGACACCCUACUACUACUUUUACAAAACACAAAAAACAACAUUACUAUUACUAAUGCUACUACUACAAUUACUACAGCUACUAGUACUACUCUUACUAAACUAUCAUUACCACUUCCACCACCUACACCAAUACCACCACCACCACCACCAACAUUUUCCCAACUAUAUAUUACUCUCGCUAUUAUUAUUACCACUAUUACUACUACUACUGCUACUGUUAUUAUUAUUAUUAGAAACACGCAAACGGUUACUUCGUUUUAGCGCGUGUAUUGAUAGGACCUGUAACUCAGUCGUCAUGGUUUCUCUUUAAUUUUUAAUUUUAAGUUUGUUCUCUUUUUCUUCUUCUUCUUCUCCAAAUGUUUUUCCUUCCUUUCAAGCUACCUUCUUCUUCGCAUCUUUACUUAUUCUUCCUACUAAUACUUUUCUAUACCACACGUAUCUGAACAAACGGAUACAUGUCGUCGGUGUUAAUAUUCUUUUUAUCACGUAGGAUUUUACUGUACAGCUUUGAAUCAGUUCCAUAGGUGUACUUACUUUUCACAUAUCGAAGUGUAUUGUACACACAAGAUACAUAUUGUACAUACGUAUACAUAUACAUAUGGGUGUAUUAUAAAAGAAAAAACGACGAGCGGAUGUGCAGAUCGUAAGAUACUAAAUACUAAGAGUGUAAUAGCAGGGCUGUUGAAUAUAUUUUUUUUUUCUUUGACUACUAUUAGAGAUUAGUUUUAGCGAAAUAUUAUUAUUAAUUACUAUUAUUAAUUAUUACUACUGUUCUGGUUAUCACGAAUGAUUAGUAAUCUUUUUAACGCUAACGCCACAAGGAAAGCUUGAACGCGAAAAUGGAAACGCG